AUGGAGAUGAGCCUGGAGCCGCAAGCAGACCAAGUUGUGGACAAAGCAAAGCCAACUUGGACUCUGCCAUUGAUGCCCAACGAAGUCAUUGUCAUUUCAGAUAGCGACGACGAAUCUAUCGUUGAGCAACCUCCACCAUCAGAAAGGCUAGGCAGCAGAAAGCGUUACGCCGACUCAGAACCAUCCGAGGCCAGCACGCAGGCGAAAAGACCACGACUGGAUGAAAGACCGUCUCCAAGUAUCUCCAGUAGCAGACCAGGAAACGCUCUAAAUCAUCCACGAGGCGCAACAUUUGAGCUCCCUGAAGAUCCGGAAGACCAUUCGGAAGAGCUCGUACUAAGGCUACUGAAUGGAGAUGAAGAACUUUAUCAAGACAAGUCUCCACACCGACUGUUAUUUCGACUGAGCAACUUCAUCUUCUUCUAUGACGACAAGCGAUCCAACAUGGAAGGCAGCGGCCGAGCGAGAGUCAUGAUCGGACUGGACCAGCUAGAGUCCAGUGAUAAAGUAAAUGAUAAAAUAGGUGGAUACGGUGCCGUAGCCUCGGCAUCAAUAGAACCAGAAGAGGAGGCAGCGGCCGAUGCUGAGGAUGAUGAGGAAGGAAUGCCCGCCGCUCUGCCAGACUGGCGUAAGAUUGUCCUCGGGCCGGUUCUCAAAUGGUGGAUUGGAGAUGGAGUCGGUGACAGGGAAAUGUACAUCCUCACGUCUGCGGCGUGGUACGUCUUGGAAGAACCCGCCGACGAAUAUCGACGAGUAUAUGAGCGGUUCUGGAAAUCACACAAGUUGUCACAGCUCAUAAUGAGCUUUGCGACCAAAAACCCAACCGGUGACAAGGCAGAGUUUACUGAAAGCCUAGAGAGCGACUUUACAAUUAGAGAAGAGAGUUUUAGCCGCAUUGGUCGUGCUAUGACAGGAAAUGACCUAGACCUGGCGAUAAGUGGGCGCUUUAUUGAGAAUGACCAUUUAUACCUACCAAAAUCUCUCGCACAAACGCUAGCCGAGUCGGUGUUGGGUCAACGACUCAAGCGAAUGCAGCCACGGGGGGACCCUCGUCCGUAUACCUGCCGCAGUCAACAACCACCACCAGGGGUCGAUGCAAGAACGACCAGACGGACAGUCGUCAGCCCAUUGGUCUCGAAAAUUGCUGCCCGGUACUUCAGAAAUCCGUUUGAGGUGGUGGGUCCUCCCCCAGAACACAUGAACCCGCCGAGGGAGCCGAUCGUGGAACGAUUCCCCGAUGCACCUCUAGACGUUGGUGAAUGGGUUCACAAGGAUAUCGAUUCGUAUAAAAACAUACAAUACUUUUCCCGCUUGAGCUUAGAGGGAAGAAGCUACAAGCUUGGUGACUGUGUGGCCAUCAAGCAAGGAGAGAUCGUUUCGACACGUGACUAUCGCCCACCAGCCACCAGUAGUAACCAACUGGCUGAUAACUCUUGGUUUGGCAUAAUCAAAAGGUUAUAUACUGCGGAAGAUCCAGAAGCAAUAGGUAUCAAUGCCAUCCGGUUCGCUCACGUCCAGUGGUUUGUUCAUGGAUGUUGGACUGACCUCGGAGAGCUUGCCGCUUCAAAUGAACUGUUUUUGACCUAUGACUGCUCCAACAUUGGGCUCGCAACUAUCCAAAAGCUGAUUAGUGUCAAGUUCAUCAAGGGCGAGUCCAGGAAGGUCAUCCCUGAAAUCAAGGAAAUGGAGGAUCGUUUCUUUUGUCGCUUUCGAUUUGAGCGCGCGGAUGGGUCGUUUCACGAUUUCAGCCAACCCGACUUCUUCCUUGGUGCAGAUAUCGAUCUCCAAAAACGCUUUCCUGAACCCGUUCACUGUGAUGCAUGCAUGGCUACACUAUUCGUAGACCGGGAGGAAGCGCACAAGUUUUUCGAAGUGAAAGCUACACCCUCAAAAGGGAUCGCAGGCCUCAACUACGCCAACGUCACGUAUCACAAAUACGAUACCAUCCUCUAUAAGCCGCUUGUCGGCGAUAGAGAGCCCUUCGGCCAGGAUGCCCAAACUGAACAAGUGCGACUUCGUGUUGGGAUCAUCAAGUCAUGGGCAGUUGCCAAGAGGGUUGACCGGUCCAGUUAUCUGACUGUCCGCAACCUUGGCUUCAUUGACGACCUAAUACGGAAGCGCGCGGAUGCCACUCACUUGACGCCGCCGUACCUGCGAACUCCCAUGGAUGAGCGCCGGCUGUAUCUGGUCGGGGAUGAAAUUGAUAUCCCCGUAGAAAAUAUUUUCAGACGAUGCGUCGUGAGGUAUGAUCCUCACUGGGAUCGGCAUAGCCAGUUGGAGAGUGAACCAAACGAGUUUUUCCUUACUCAUCGGUCCACGAAGCUUAUGAACCCGACUGUCAGGGAUCUUCACCCAAUUAAUCCUCGAGACUUUCCUGUCUGUGAGGAAUGCAGCGAACGGCAAGGGAAAAUGGACUCAUAUUUCAAUUUUUACAAACCGAGUCUCGGGGAAGAUGCAAAUGCAUCAACAGGGACGCAGAUGAACACUCUAGACCUCUUCUCGGGAGCAGGGGGUCUCGCUCUGGGAGUCACUAUGACUGGAGCGCUCGCCGUGAAAUGGGCGGUCGAAAAGAGUAUACCGGCAUCUCAAACUUUUCGACGCAACUUUCCGGAUGCGCAAGUCUAUACCCAAGAUAUAAAUGAGUGUGCUUCGAAUGCUCUACGCCGCGGUCAAGCUAGACAUCGAGUCCCGAGCCUUGAUCCACAGAAUCCACGUAAAAGGCAUAUGCCUCCUCCACAGGCAGUAGAUGUCAUACUCGCUGGUCUACCGUGUUCGGGGUUCUCGAUGCAGAGUGUCUAUGGUCGAGAUACGAAGGAGGCGCAGGUCGGAUUGGUGCUGGUUGUACUGAGUUUGAUUGAUUUUUAUCGGCCACGUUUCUUCAUAAUAGAAAACGUUGCGCGUAUGAUAAAUUAUGAAAGCCUCGAUUAUUCGACGGAGGAGACGAUCUCCUUUGCAAUCGUCAAGAUUAUUUUGCGAACGCUAACAGCACUAGGAUACUCAGUUCGAUGGGGACUCUUCAAUGCCGUCAACUACGGUUCGCCUCAACAUCGGUCUCGUCUAUUCUUCUACGGCUCCCGUGGAGGCUCUAGACUUCCGGAAAUCCCUAUCCCGACCCACGUUGCAUCCAAGAAUUCCAGGACGCGAUUCCAACGCUUCACUUUGGUGCCCACCAAACUCAUGCACUACCUCGCUGCCCUUCCGCCAGUCAAUAUCAGCUCCGCCAUUGGAGAUCUGCCACCGUUUGACUGGACCGUUCGAAACCCGCUUUCAGGAGUGACCCAGCGGGCGAAUGUUCCUUCAUUCAUUGGAGAGUCACCCGCUGGUUCGAGCACUGCUGGAUAUCCUCAUGGAUGUGAUUAUCAGCAAGAAAGACCAAAGACUCUUUAUCAAGCGCGUAUGAGACGCGGGAUGCAUGUGGGAGAAAAGGUGACACUUCAUUAUACGCGCACCUUUAAAGAGCACUCUCACAAGGCCGAAAAAGUCAUUGCAGUAGCUAUGCGCCCAAACGCAGACCAUCGAACGAUUCCGCGAGUGCUCUAUGAUUGGGCUUACUCACAUCCGCUCAGCGCAGCAGCACGAGACCUAUGGGCCCCAGGACGAUACGGACGACUGGACUGGCAGGGCGUCUUUAACUCAUUUGUCACACGCAUCGAUCCGACAUCCAAACAAGGCAAAGUGCUGCAUCCCUCUCAACGCCGCGUUCUUACGAUCCGAGAAGUUGCUCGUGGUCAAGGCUUUCCGGAUCACUAUCAGUUCUGUGGUGAUCCUGGCGCUAUUAUCCGUCAAAUUGGCGAGGCUGUCCCUGUUCAGAUGGGCGAGGCACUCGGCCGGAUGCUCAGAAACGCAAUGAUUGCACAGAAACUGUGGGAGUCAUAUCAAUACGUGUGGUACAACACGUUCUAG
Molecule: messenger RNA, 3903 nt
Organism: Serendipita indica DSM 11827
Lineage: Eukaryota; Fungi; Basidiomycota; Agaricomycetes; Sebacinales; Serendipitaceae
Source: the annotation of a GenBank genome assembly